Molecule: messenger RNA, 675 nt
Organism: Rotaria sordida
Lineage: Eukaryota; Metazoa; Rotifera; Eurotatoria; Philodinida; Philodinidae
Source: the annotation of a GenBank genome assembly
AUGGAAAAGAUACCACCAUCAAAAGCUUCACGAAGACAAGGAAGUAAAGUUAUGAUUUCCUAUUGUCCAUGUCAAUAUGAUUUGGCUCAAAAGAUAGCUGAAGGAUUGAUUGCUAAAGGUAUUCCAGCUGUUUGCCCACCACUACGAAUGCAUGAGAUGAUUAAAAUAGCAGCUGAAGAAGCAAGAGUUGUUAUACCAUUAACGAGUGAGGCAUAUGAAGCAUCUAAUAUUUCAAAGUAUGUUCUUUCUUAUGUGGAUGAAGUUAGUAUUCCUAUAGUUCCCGUAAAGGCGCAAGAUCGUUAUUCUCAAAGUGGUUGGCUUGGUGUAAUUUGCGCUGGUGCAUUAUGGACGAGGAUAACGAAUGCAAAUGACAUUGAGAAAAGACUUGAUAAUCUUAUAGGACAAUUGCAUCCAUAUAUCAGCGAUGCUUUUGAUGACGAGCAACGUCUAGCUACUCUUGCUCAAGGUUAUCAUAUGCAGUGGGGAAAGAAGUUUGAUAUGUUUGCUAUGACAAAUGGAUAUAUUGCUGGUCAAGGAGAUGAUGAAGUCGGUGGUUUUGUAAUCAAUGGGAAAUAUACUUGUUUAUCAGAUAAAGAAGAUUUUGAAUUCCAGUUUAAAAAGCAUUAUAUCGGACAACACGAUGUUCAAUACUCUGGAACUAUAACUCAUAAUUAA